Dendronephthya gigantea is the source of this 1239-nucleotide messenger RNA. Its product is annotated as UPF0746 protein DDB_G0281095-like. The record is from RefSeq and is a predicted model, not a curated record. Lineage: Eukaryota; Metazoa; Cnidaria; Anthozoa; Malacalcyonacea; Nephtheidae. The coding region runs from base 445 to 1239 and encodes 264 amino acids. The transcript is spliced from 2 exons.
UUAAAAUAUUGUGCGCAUUUACGGAUGCAUUUAUGCACAUAAAUUAAAAUAGCAUUUGUGCAAAAAAUAUUUCUGGUUCCGCCAAAGCGUUUCCGUCGUACAUAAAUUUGGUUGAAAAGAUCAAAAGAAAUACAAUACGAACAAAAACUACAAAAUAAUCAACUAUUGAAAUGAUGAGCUGUUUGCAGGACUAAAUGAAGAUGUUUUUACAUAUUUUACUAGUAUUAGUGUUUACAUUCAUUAACAUUGUUUUCUCGUACAAGUUUUAAUGCAAUAUAUAAAACAUAAACAUAUAACUAUAUAUUAAAAUAUCGGGUCAGAAGACUCGAUCAUAUAGCGAGGUAUUUAUCAACUGUAAUUUUGUUUUAACAGUGUUUUUAUUAUUUAUAUCGUUUAGAGUUAAAUUUUAUAAUAAUUCAAAUUGUAUUCGUCUGUCAUCUCACUAUGGAGGAUAGCAGCUUGAAAAAAAAACGCGUUUUCACCUGGAAUGAGCAGAAGGAUAUUCAUUUGUUGAGAGAGAUAGCUGCCGAAGGCGUCCUUCAACACAAAGCCAAGUCUAGGGACAGGGGGGCUGGCUGGCAACUGGUGGCAAGCAAGUUGGGCUCCACAUGCGAAAAUGUAGAAGUCACUUCUCGAGCUGUCCGUGACCACUUCAAGGCACUGGAGAAAAGACACAAAGCCAGAAUGGCACAAGAAGAGAGAGCAAGUGGAAUCAGUGUUGAGGAGCUGUCAGAACAGGAGAGAUUGUUGGAGGAGUUGGUGGAGAUAAACGAGGCAACAGAAAGGAGAGCAGAGGAAGAAGAUGAUGAAAAGAAAACUGCAGCAGAGAAAGAAAGGGGGCAGGCAUUAGAGAUGCGGCAAAGAGCUUUGGAGCGAAUUGGAGAGACGCAAAAGAGGCAAGGAAAUAAUAAAGAGACUAGGAAGAGAAGGUCCUCAGGUGAGACAUUGGAAUGGUUGAGAGAGAAGGCAGAGAUGAACAAGAAGAUGAGGGAGGAAGAACUGAAAGAGAAGCAAGAACAGCAAAACAGCAUGAAGGAAGAAAGGAUGAUGUUGGUGGAACAGAUGAAGUUGAUGCAUGAGAAUAGCACUGCCCAGCUCCAUCAGUUCAGGUAUGACCAACAAGUUCAACAACAGCAACAACAAGAACAAUUUGCCCUGCUGCAGCAACAAAUGUUAUCUAUAAUGCAACAACAACAACAACAAAUACAAGUCUUGGCAAAUUUAUUAAAAAACAAUUAA